CGUGGAGACGAUGGCAUCCGUACUAAAACAGUGUAAUCACUGGUUCAAUUUGCUGUGGCAAACAUCACGGUGCCGUCGAUUAUGCAACUUACGAGCGAAUUUAUGACUGGUCUGCUGCAUGGAGCUAGCGACAAGAAAGUUUGGGCAGAAGAAUCAAGAUGCGGUCGUUUUUCGUCAGUCUCGUUGUAAUCACAGUGGUGGUAUCCAGCGACGCUUCUAUCACCAGCGAUAAGUGUAAAGCCGGCGAGAAAACACCUCAUUUCUUCACCGAUAUCAUGCAAGUCCCCAACCACUACUGCAAGUGUACAAGCAAGGAGUUGGGCACACUCAGAUAUCGAGGAGACGACAGAGGGCUUCAGAUCUGCAACGGACGAGAGUUUGUGAGCGCCUGUGGGGAGACGAAGACGAGGAGGACGAAACUUGGAACCAAGGAAUACCCUGUAGAGUCGUGCCGGUAUUUAGCUGAUGUGGACAGCUUGGCUACAAGUGGUAUCUACUACGUUCGCGUAGGUAACGAGACAACACGCGCGUACUGCGUAAUGGACACGAUCUGUGGCGAGUCUGGCUGGACGAUGUUGAUGAAGAUCGAUGGUACAAAGAGGACGUUUCACUAUGACUCUGCAUACUGGAGCAACCACAAGGAAUACAACGUGGAUGCUGUCAGCGACGGGCUUAACGGAAACUCAGAGCUCAAACUAAAAACCUAUUCUCACACCCCGUUCACUAAACUAUGCGUGGGCCUGCGCAAUAAAGACGACCUCCGCUGGCUUCCUAUCACAAUGGCUCAGAAAGUAGACUCGCUGUACAGUGUGAUCGCUCCAGGCAAGCACGUUGCGACUAACCUUGGCCGUGACAGGUGGAAGAAUCUUGUCGCUGGCUCUUCACUUCAGCCCAACUGUAACACAGAGGGUUUCAACGUAUACGGUACUUGGGGCGUCUAUGUAACCUCUAAGGCGAGAAUUGGAAUCAUCGGCAACAAUGAAAAUGACUGUGCAAGUCCAGACUCACGUUUGGGCCUGGGAACUGGUGGUCGAGGUUGUGGGACACGUGACUAUUCGGCUGGGAACGAGGCUAGCUGUGGUGGAGAUGCUGGAAACAAGAGCAUUGUGGGAAUGGGCUUUAUCCUCGUGUUCUGAGCCUGACUGACAGGAUUCCAAAUACGAAGUUCUUCUUGUGAUUACAUGGUAAUAGAGGAAAAUAAAAUGACUACGAAAUAAGAAAAA
Nematostella vectensis (starlet sea anemone) is the source of this 1223-nucleotide messenger RNA. RefSeq lists its product as uncharacterized. The coding region runs from base 159 to 1136 and encodes 325 amino acids. The transcript has 6 exons. Lineage: Eukaryota; Metazoa; Cnidaria; Anthozoa; Actiniaria; Edwardsiidae. The record is from RefSeq and is a predicted model, not a curated record.